Prunus armeniaca (apricot) is the source of this 1110-nucleotide messenger RNA. Lineage: Eukaryota; Viridiplantae; Streptophyta; Magnoliopsida; Rosales; Rosaceae. The record is from the annotation of a GenBank genome assembly.
AUGGAUUUCUCUAAGAUGUCCCUUCUGGUCUUCCUUGUGCCUCUCUUUCUGGGCUCUUCUCUGGCUCACGAGUUUUCGAUCGUGGGUUAUUCGCCUGAGGACCUUACUUGCAUGGACAAGUUCAUCAUGCUCUUCGAAUCGUGGAUAUCGAAACAUAGCAAGAUUUACCAAACCAUGGAAGAGAAGCUGCAUAGGUUUGAGAUAUUCAGAGACAAUGUGAAGCACAUUGAUGAAAGGAACAAGAACCUUGAUGUUGAUAGCUACUGGCUUGGGGUGAAUGAGUUUGCAGACCUGAGCCAUGAAGAGUUCAAGAGCAAGUACUUGGGGCUAAAACCCGAAUCCACAAGAAGGAGAGAGUCCACCGGAGACUUCAGUUAUAGAGAUUUUGAUGUUGAAGCAUUGCCCAAAUCCGUGGACUGGAGAAAGAAAGGAGCUGUAACUCCUGUCAAGAACCAAGGUUCAUGUGGUAGCUGUUGGGCAUUUUCUACUGUUGCUGCUGUUGAGAGCAUAAACCAGAUUGUCACAGGAAACCUAACUUCCCUGUCUGAACAGCAACUGAUAGAUUGUGACAGAUCAUUCAACAAUGGCUGCAAUGGGGGCUUGAUGGAUUAUGCAUUUCAGUUUAUAAUGUCCAAUGGUGGGCUUAACAAGGAAGAUGAUUACCCAUAUCUUAUGGAGGAAGGCAAUUGUGAGAAAAAGAAGGGAGCUUCAGAGGUGGUGACUAUAAACGGUUAUCAAGACGUGCCUGAAAAUAACGAAGAAGCUCUCCUUAAGGCACUGGCUAAUCAGCCUCUUAGCAUAGCUAUUGACGCCUCUGGCAGAGAUUUCCAGUUGUAUUUAAUGCCUAAAACACAUUGGUUAACCCUAACUGUAUGGAUUGUUGGUUUUUUGCAGGGAGUCUUCAAUGGGCGUUGUGGGACUGAGCUUGAUCAUGGUGUAGCAGCCGUUGGAUAUGGUUCUCAAAAGGGGUUAGAUUACAUCAUUGUGAGGAACUCAUGGGGACCAAAGUGGGGUGAGAAGGGCUACGUAAGGAUGAAGAGGAACACAGGAAAGCCAGAAGGACUCUGUGGCAUCAACAAGAUGGCUUCAUAUCCCACCAAAAAGAAAUGA